Physcomitrium patens is the source of this 2663-nucleotide messenger RNA. RefSeq names its product DEK domain-containing chromatin-associated protein 2. Lineage: Eukaryota; Viridiplantae; Streptophyta; Bryopsida; Funariales; Funariaceae. Gene Ontology annotation, biological process: regulation of double-strand break repair; chromatin organization. Gene Ontology annotation, cellular component: nucleus. Gene Ontology annotation, molecular function: histone binding; DNA binding. The record is from RefSeq and is a predicted model, not a curated record.
UUCUUCUUCUUCGUCCCCUGGCUGCUGAUGCUGCUACUUCCUUCCUCUCCUCUCUCCCCCCUGUCCCCGUAUUCUCUCUGCCUCUGCCCCUGUUCUAUUCUACCGAUGGAUGGAUGGAUGCCAACUAUUCUCCCCCUCGGUCUCGGUCGUGGUCUCGAUCUCUGUCGAUCUCUGUCGAUCUCUGUGUAAGUGAGUGAGUAAGUGCGUCUGUGAGAGUGAGUGAGUGCAUCUCUCUGUGUGUGUGUGAGAGUGAGUGAGUGCAUCUCUCUGUGUGAGUGUGUGUGUGUAUCUCUCUCUCUCAGAGUGUGUGAGAGAGUCUGUCUGUGUCGGUCGGUCUGUCCGUCUUUCCCUUUUGCCGUCUUUUUCUCCUUCCUCUUCCUUUCCUCCCCCCUCCUUUUUUCCCUCCUUUUCUCCCUUCCCCCCCUCCAUUCCCUUCCCUGCCCCUUUCCCUCCUCUAUUCUCUAUUUCUAAGUCUCUUUUCCUCCUAUUGCUGUUUCCCGUGCCUCCUCUGCCGCGCUCGCUCUCCCUCUCUCUCUCUCUCUCUCUCUCUCUCUCUCUCCCACUCUUGUCCAGGUCGAGAUGUCACACGACCCCCCCUCGACUGCCUCCGACCCCGUUCUCUUGCAUCCGGAACCCCGCCCCGCCGCUUCUGACCAACUUAAUAAUGCUAGUAGUGUAAUGGACGAAGAAAAACCCCCGCCGGUCUCGCACUCUGCCCCUCAGGGUGUCGUGGAACAGCCACAGAAGGAUAUUAAUCCAGAGGAGGUGGCAGGGACAGUGCUUGAGGGUAGUAGUGAGAAGCCAGGUUCAGGUGCUGCUGCCCAGGCUCCUGUUUCUCAGGAUGACCGUUCUGCAGAGGGAGAAGAAGCAGAAGCAGAUGACGAUGGCGAAAAACUUAGAGAAGCAGAAGGAGAAGGAGAUGACGAGGACGAGGGAGAAGAAGCAGUAGUAGAACAGGAAAAAAAACAGAGGGGGAGAAAGAAGCGACCUGAAAAAGUGAAGAAGGAGUCUACUGAUGACGAGGUGGAGCAAGAUGUCAAGACACCUAAACGUGGUCAGUUCACGGCAGAGAAGAAAGCAGCGGCCUCGUUUGCGUCAGACAGGCCUACGCGGGAGCGUAAGACCAUUGACAGGUUUAUAGCUUCAGCUGAAAAGGACAAUACUAAGGAACUGGAGAUAAAACAGGGUGAUGGAACGCCAUUGAAGGACAUACCGAAUGUUGUGUACAAGCUCAGCAAAAGGUUCAAGCAUGAUGAGACAUUGAGUCAACUACAUUCAAUUCUGUUCAACAAGCGAGGGAAGGCUGCUGUUUUGAAGCGACACAUCCUGCAAUUUUCCGGAUAUGUGUGGAGUGAAAACAAGGAGAAAGAGAGAGCAAAAAUUCAAGAAAAGCUUGAGCGUUAUACAAAGGAUAGUUUAGUGCAAUUUGUGGAUGUAUUGGACAUUCACGUGUCGAAAACCCUCAAAAAGGAGGACCUUGUGGCUAAAGUGUUAGAGUUUCUGGAGAAACCUCACCGAACGACUGAUACUUUGUUGGAAUUCAAGAAUCAGGAGCGCACCUCCUUAGGAAAGAGAUCGUCAUCAGGAAAGAAACCAGGAAGACCUAAGAUUCAAAAAGCUGAAGGGAAGUCCACUCGAAAGCGUGAGAGGAAGAAAGCUUCCGACGAUGCAGAUAGCGACAACUCUGAGAAGGACAUUGAUGGUGCGAUAGUGGAGGAAGAGUCGGAGAAAAAGCGUUUGGACUUCAAGGAUGACACCGAUAAUGAUGAGUCGAUGGAUGUGGAGAAGGAGCAAGUAAGAGAUUCCAGCACAGUAAUUGAGCAAGAUUCUGAGGAAAGACCUGCCGAGGAAGAGGGGAAUCAAGUGGAUAAGGAAGUACACAAGCCCCCAAGAAAAAAGUCCAAGGUUGGGGCUCAUGACGUCACCCGGAAGUCACCAUCAAAGGCCGCCGAUAGAGUUUAUUCAAAGAAGUUGAAAGCAGAAGCCUCAAAACGUGUAUCCUCAUCUACAGCUUCAAAGCAAUCCCGUAAGACUCCAGGAAAAAAAAAUUCACUUGAAGACAAUGAUGCAGGGAAGAAGUCUAUUGUGAAAGGCGGUGAGUCAAAUAAAUCUGCAAUUCCCUCUGAUGGGGAACUGCAGGCUAAGAUCCGAGAGCUUCUCAGAGAAGCCGACUUCAGUAAGGUUACGUUCACAGAUGUCGUUUCCCAGCUUGAGAGGAUAUUUGGAGUCAGUCUCGUUGAGCGAAAAGGACACGUUAAAGGACUUAUUAGGGAUGAAAUCAGCAAACUUACUGAGGCAGAGGAGGAAUCGGAGAAAGAUGCCGAAGAGACCGCAGAAGAUGAGUAACCCAAUUUAAGCAGUAGUGAGUUUAAGACAUUGUUAUUCCAGCCCCAUUUAGCCAUUAUUGUGAAGUCCCACCACUGUAGUCUUUCCCAUGCGGCAAAAGUAGAUGGAAAGUAGGGGCACUUCAGUGCUGUUUCACGCUAUUCACAAAUCCCUACUUCUUGAGGUGGGUUCCUCACAAUAACAGUUCUUUUCAGAAAGGGGAAGCUGUUGCACUUACGAAUUAUAAUUCACUGUUUUUCUUUAUUGUUAUAUCGAUGCUUGUCAUUUACUCAAAUUACUGGAUUACUUCGGUAACUCAAGUAAAUUAAUUUGUGCCA